This is a messenger RNA of Daucus carota subsp. sativus, 3077 nucleotides long. RefSeq lists its product as uncharacterized. The transcript is spliced from 5 exons. NCBI's taxonomy places the organism in Eukaryota, Viridiplantae, Streptophyta, Magnoliopsida, Apiales, Apiaceae. Bases 614 to 2806 code for a protein of 730 amino acids. The record is from RefSeq and is a predicted model, not a curated record.
AAGAACGAAACAAAAGAAAUGAAAAUAUAAAACACCAACACUCCAUUCUCCAACAUCAUCUGCAUCUCAUGAACUACCUAAUUUUGUGAUCCAUACAUAAAUAUAUAUAUUUUUAUAUAUUUAUAUAUACACACAUAUCUCAUCAGCAGCAGAUCAGACUCUGAUUCAUUCCUUGGACUACUGACCAAUCAAGAUUUCCCUGGAUUUGACCUAAAACCUUGGUUCAUAUACAUACACACAUAUAUAAAAAUAGAUGUAUGUAUAUGUUUAUAGAUGUGAAUUUGAGCAUGUGUUGAGGGACUGAAGAGAUGUUGUUGAAGAUUUAUCAGAAACCCUAAUUUAAAGAUUAACUAAACCUAUCAGCCAUGGACUGGAUUCGAAACUCUGGACCUUCUUUUCACCAGUCCCAAGGCUGAGCUUGCUUAAUUUAGUUCUGUAGAGGGCUUGAGCUGGUUAAUUUGUUUUGUGGUUGUAGUGAAAUUAUAUUUAUAGGAAUAGGUGGUGUGAAUUGGAGUUUACUGAAAUUGGUUUGGGAGUUGAUACGAAGUUGAGCUUGGAGUAUAGGAUAGUCCACUAGUUUUGGCAUUUAUAAUCGGUCAACAGUCAAGUCAAUAUGCAUGCAAGAAAUCGUGUGCCUGGGAAUGGGUACAGGUCUCCUAUGGGGAUGGGGGGUGUUGGUCCUGCCUCUCGGAUUUCACCUGAGGGGGGAGGUAGGGGCAAUGCAAUGUACAAUUCUGAGUAUCGAGGUUAUAGUCGUGGUUUUGGUCGAGGUCAGACAAAGCCUUUUCAACCGCCUCAGCCCCGCAAAGGUGAUGUUUUUACGGAAGCAGGACGAUUAGCCACAGAGUAUUUGGUAUCCAAGGGGAUACUUCCGCAAAAUGUAUAUUCUGGAAAGUGGCAGAAUGGUGGUCUCAAAAAUCUGGUUGGCAACUUGCAGGGGCAGCAGGGCCUUAGGCCACAAGAUGGGGAUUCUCAAACAGAGAGCCGCCUGUCAGCUCUUGGCCGUUUGGGAGAUGCUGGUAUUAAUGACAUGGGGACUAGUAGUAAAAGGAGGUUUCCUGAUGAAUAUAAUACAGCAGAUUCCAGAGAUCACAUUAGAGUAAAGAAAAGAAUGGAAUCUUUCAGGGGUAAUGGCUCUCAGCGGAACCAAGAACUGGGAAGAAGUUCUUCUUGGUCAGAAAAAUCAGGGGUUUCUGCGGAUAAGAACAACAAUGAUGAUGCUUUCAAUGAAUAUCAGGAAGAGAAACAAGCAAGUAAAGAAAGUGUCAGCGGAGAGCAGAAGUCACAAUCUGGUGAUGUAGCAUCGAAACAUUCUAAUUCUGGCCCUUCAGAGUCUCCACAUGAAAAAAACCAGGUGACAGAUGAUGUGGCCUUGAAGGCAUGUUCGUCAAGUACUGGUAUAAUUAAUCCAUGCGCCUCUGAUCCUGACCCUAAGGAAAAGCCUAAGGAAAUAAAUAUUACAAAUCUAGGCAGUGGAGAGGUCAAGGGCGGUAAUUGUGAUAAUGAAACAGAGAAGCAAGGCGUGAUAGAGGAAUCCCUUGUCCACCAUUCAGCAGAAGAUAAUCUUGAAAGCAAGAAUGGAAGUAAUCUACUAAGGCUAUGUACAUUUGCUAAAGUGCCCACCAGAACUCGUUCUUCAUUGACAACAAAGGCUUCUAAAGUGGGAUCACUUGCAAUUACGGAAGAUGCAAACACUAAUGACGGUGGACUUUCCUUAGUAACCGGAACUUCAGUUGAAGCUCAGCACAUUAGUGGUCCUUCAGGUAAUGGUUCAUCUAACCAAACUUGGGACUUGAAAGUUGAUCCAGAUGCUUCAAAUCUGCAAAAAGAUGCUGCAGAUCUGGGUACUGGGCAUGAAAUUGAACAAGGAAAAUGCACAAGAUCAAGAUCCUUUCCGGACAGAGCCCUCAUAAAGGAGGAAGGAUUGAAUGAAUGGGCUGGUGGUUAUGGCAGAUCUAACACCAUGGAUUCAUGGAAAGGUGAGAAAGGAUCCAUGCAACACAGUGAUAGCAAGGAUGGCUACAAGGUCAAAGAAUGGGAUCCUAUGAUAGAUGCUCAGGUAGAUUUGUACAAUUCAAACUCGGUGCAAAAUUCAAAGGGCUUAGUUGAAGGAAUGCAUUCAUCCAGUGAAGAAGUGACCGUAGCUGCUGAGCAGAAAGAGUUGUUGGAUAUAUCUUUGUCUCAUAGUGGAGUUGUUAAAUCUGAAGCUGAAUGUACAGAAGAGAAGCAGCUAAUGUCUGGUUCAUUUAAAAUAUGUGAUCUUAAUCUUAUGGGGGCUUCUGAUCUGCACGAUAAUCAUGAUGAUCACCCGGUUCUUAUAUACCCAUCUAAUUCAGAAAAAAGGAAAAGUGAAGCAGGACAUGUUGAUGUCAGUUUGUCAAUGAGUAACAACUGCAUUACCCCCGAAAAAUUUUCUAGACGUGGAGCUAAUGGCGAAGAGGUUGAGGUGAUUGAUUUGGAAAAUGACUGUAUACAAGACAUGGCCUUGAAUAAUCCAAAUCAGAAGGAUGAAACUCUAUUCACAGGCCUGGAUAGUUUGACAAGUAAUACGCAGAAUGUUAACGAUAUUUCUGGAGUUCAGGAUGGUUAUGGACUUAUGAUAUCUGAAUUACUCGGAAAUGAUAUGCCUAACUGUUCUUCGGUGCCAGCGGAUGUUAAUUCUUUACAUAAUGAUAUGGGUCUCAACAAUGGAGAGGGGAUUCUUGGCGAUGAUGAUUCGAUUUACAUGUCGCUGGGGGAGAUACCAAUAAGCUUUUUGCGAGGUUGGGAGCAGCAGCCACCACAGGAGUAUGAUAAACCAUUUUAAAUUGCUCAAACAUGGCAGGAAUGUGAUGUGGUACAUUCAGAACUAGUAGAAAUUGAAAUUUAGGCACAAUAGUGGUGUAUCCUAGAACAAUCUUGGUCAAUUUUAUUAGAUUUGUCAUCUGGAUUAUAUAUCCUGUGUACGAGUUUGCAUGCAUGCAUCACUCAUCAGUCCUAAUGUAAUGAAUCAGUUGUUUUUUGUUGUUGCUGAUGCACUUGGUUGUUAUGACAGCAAAAUAUAACUAUAUGAUAUAAUGGUUAUCUCUGGGUGAUAA